UGAGAUUCUAAUUUCCCACGGUAUAGUGGCUGGCUUGGUAUGCUAUGCUAUUUUGUUGCCUCAUGGUGCAGUCUGGCUGAGUCUGGACACAUUGUUUACAUUUUUGCGCAUGGCUGUCAGGCUACUAGGGUUUCCCAAUCGGUAGCCUGCGGACCAAAUUCGUUUUUCUGACCAUAAAAAGUAAUGUAUAGCCUACUAAAUAUAUAUAUUAAACAAUUAUUCCCACACAUUAAUAGAUAGGCAUAUGUGAUCGUAUCCCAAUGUAAAUCAAAGUUAGAAAGUGUUCUGUUUUUGUCAAAUACUAUAGGCUAUCUAUUUGGGAUUCUUGCAGUCUAUUUGCGGUGUAGCCUACAAAUUAUAACGAUGUUCCGGCCCCCGAACAUCCGCUCAAGGAAAAAUCGUCCCACGGCUGAAUGUAAUUGGGGACCCCUGGUAAAGUUUAUUCAGUUGCCAUACCCCUGUUAGAGUACAACGGGAUUACGAUAGGUCUAUGUUCUGUCAAUAUAUUGCCCAUUGCAUGGGUGGUAGCAGGGUAUAUGACAGAAGCAAAUCUGGUUCCCUUGGAAACUGAAUAACGAGAUCAGCAACCACCAUUUUCGAGACGUGAGGCCCCAGUUGAUGGAUUCUGACAUGGACUAUGAGAGGCCAAACGUUGAGACUAUCAAGUGUGUGGUGGUAGGGGACAACGCUGUUGGGAAGACCCGCCUUAUCUGUGCCCGGGCCUGUAAUGCAACACUGACUCAGUACCAAUUGCUUGCUACGCAUGUACCCACUGUCUGGGCCAUAGACCAGUACAGAGUUUGCCAGGAAGUUCUGGAGCGAUCUAGGGAUGUGGUGGAUGAGGUCAGCGUGUCGUUGCGACUCUGGGACACGUUCGGGGACCAUCACAAGGACCGACGCUUUGCAUAUGGAAGGUCGGAUGUGGUGGUCCUGUGUUUCUCCAUCGCCAACCCCAACUCCCUGUACCAUGUGAAGACCAUGUGGUACCCUGAGAUCAAGCACUUCUGCCCCCGGGCUCCAGUCAUCUUGGUGGGCUGCCAGCUGGACCUGCGCUAUGCUGACCUGGAGGCAGUCAACAGGGCACGACGGCCACUAGCAAGACCGAUUAAAUCCAAUGAGAUUUUGCCUCCAGAGAAGGGCCAUGAGGUGGCCAAAGAGCUGGGAGUGCCAUACUACGAGACCAGUGUUGUGGCUCAGUUUGGAGUAAAGGACGUAUUUGAUAACGCCAUCCGAGCCGCUCUAAUCUCACGGCGCCACCUGCAGUUCUGGAAGUCUCACCUGCGCAAUGUGCAGCGGCCCCUCCUCCAGGCCCCUUUCCUGCCUCCCAAACCCCCCCCUCCCAUCAUCACUGUACCACCUCCCCCCACCACCACUGAGGAGCAUCCUGGCCGUCUUCUAGAGGACCCCCUGUGUUCCGAUGUCAUCCUGGUCCUACAGGAGAAGCAGAGAAUCUUCGCUCACAAGAUCUACUUGGCCACGUCCUCCUCCAAGUUCUAUGACCUCUUCAUCCUGGACGCCCGACCUGAGGAGUCUGAGCGGCCCACGCGCGCCACCGCUCUGUCUGGCCGCGAGAUGCUGAUGCGUGCUGCAAGCUUCGAUGUGUGUGAGAGCACUGACGAGGGCGACAGGGCCAACCUGCGGGCCUGCACCAGUGAUGGAACCCUGAGAGACUCUGAGGGAGGCCGGAGGGGCAAACUGCUGUCUACCUUGAGCAGAGCUUUUGUCAGCAUCCAGGAGGAGCUGGUGGAUGACCCAGUGACCUACAACCCCAGGCCUAUGACUGUGGUGUACAUGGACCAGUCCAUGCAGCUGGGGCCCUUCCGCGCUGUGCUGCGAUACCUGUACACAGGCCAGCUGGAUGAGCACGAGAAGGAGCUGAUGCACAUUGCACACAUUGCUGAGCUGCUGGAGGUCUUUGACCUGCGCAUGAUGGUGGCCAAUAUUCUUAACAACGAGGCCUUCAUGAACCAGGAAAUCACCAAAGCCUUCCAUGUACGACGAACCAACAGAAUCAAAGACUGCCUGGCCAAAGGCACCUUCUCUGAUGUAGCGUUCAAGCUGGAUGAUGGAACGAUCAUGGCCCAUAAGCCCCUGCUCAUCUCCAGCUGUGACUGGAUGGCAGCUAUGUUUGGGGGGCCCUUUGUGGAGAGCUGCACCAAAGAGGUGCUGUUUCCCAACACAACUCGCAGCUGUAUGAGGGCUGUGCUGGAGUACCUCUACACUGGGCGCUUCUGUUCCCGCACUGACCUGGAUGCCAUGGAGCUCAUUGUUCUCGCCAACCGUCUUUGCCUCCCACACCUGGUUGCACUUACAGAACUCUACACAGUGACAGUAUUGAUGGAGGCUGCUAUGAUGGGGGCUGAUAUUGAUGGAGAUGUGCUGGUGUACCUGGAGAUGGCUCAGUUCCACUGUGCCCAACAGCUAAGUGGCUGGUGCCUUCACCACAUCUGCACCAACUAUAAUAGUGUGUGUCGCAAGUUUCCUCGAGACAUGAAGGCCAAAUCUACAAACAACCAGGACUACUUUGAGAAGCACCGCUGGCCACCAGUGUGGUUCCUGAAGGAGGACGACCACUAUCAAAGAGCACGGAAGGAGCGGGACAAGGAGGACUUCCUGUACCAGAGGAGGCAGUGUAAACGCAAGUGGCUCUUCUGGAACCUUCCCUCUUCUCCCUCUGCCAACUCUUCCUCUUCUGGUUCCAAUGCUGUCAUCUGAUUGGCUCUCAGGGUACAGGCAAGGCCCACUGUGGGGAUGAUUUGGGAAAGUGGAGCAUCAGCACUGUUGGCCAGACACUAGGCCCCCUCAUUAAGGCCCUCCCGCCCUCCUUCAUUUCUCUUUUUGCAUCUGCAGCCAAGCUAUACUCUCCCGGGUUUGCAGGGUCAGCGAAAUCAAAUAAUGAACGAAAUGAGCCUCUUUUGCUUUUUGUGUUAGCAUAUCCUGUCACAUUGCAGUGCAGAGACCAUGAAGCUAAAACCUUAAAGCUCAGUGACUUCAACCUUAUGAACAAUGCAAGGUAAAUGCAGGUGCAGGUGACUGCUCAAUAUGGUGUUGAUAUUCCUGCAUACACCACCAGGAGGAGAACUGAGGAAGUUAUGAGAGGGAUUUGCAUCAGGUUACAGAACUGUGAUCCUAAGCUCAUGAUAACCAUUGACUGACUUGAAUUGACAACCAAGUGCUUAUCAGCUGCAACAGACAAAUAGCAAAGACCAAUGACCAGCAAACCAACACAGAAAUCAAGUCUCAGUGAUACAACACUUUGCCCUUAAGUGUUUGUACAAUCUACCAAACCAGGAUGUGUACAGUACAAUUAUAACCACUCCUAAACCAGAAAUAUCAACAAAAUGCAUUACGUCUACAUUACGAUUAAUCUAUUAAUGUCAUGUAGGACAUCGUCUUAGACCAUCUUCCUAUUGGAAACCACUUUCUGUACAGAAUUAUGUUUUAAAUAGCGGAGGUUUGACUCCUUUACAGUUAUUGCAUAUUUGAAGGUUUGUAUACAACUUGCACAGCUGACGUUGAUAUGAGUGUAUACACGACCAGUGUUCUUGUGAUGCAGGGGUUAAAGUGCUCUGUCACUACGACGGGUUUCCGUCAUAUGGAUGACACAUGAGGUUUGAUAAAUGUAUAGUACAAGUCAAAAGUUUGGACACCUACUCAUUCCUGGGUUUUUCUUUAUUUUUACUAUUUUCUGCAUUGUAGA
Salvelinus sp. IW2-2015 is the source of this 3700-nucleotide messenger RNA. Its product is annotated as rho-related BTB domain-containing protein 2-like. Gene Ontology annotation, cellular component: cytoplasmic vesicle; cytoskeleton; cell projection. The record is from RefSeq and is a predicted model, not a curated record. Gene Ontology annotation, biological process: cortical cytoskeleton organization; regulation of cell shape; establishment or maintenance of cell polarity. Gene Ontology annotation, molecular function: GTP binding; GTPase activity; protein kinase binding. Lineage: Eukaryota; Metazoa; Chordata; Actinopteri; Salmoniformes; Salmonidae.